Molecule: messenger RNA, 309 nt
Organism: Fusarium graminearum PH-1
Lineage: Eukaryota; Fungi; Ascomycota; Sordariomycetes; Hypocreales; Nectriaceae
Exons: 1
Coding region: 1-309 (102 amino acids)
Source: RefSeq, a predicted model, not a curated record
AUGAAUCAUCGGCUGAUCGGUGUUUUCAAAAAGCCGAGAUCAGGGAAAUCGGUAGUCGGGCGGCUCUUUGUGGAUAUAUGCAUGGGACAUAUUGAUCGGCAGUCGCUCUUUUCGCGACACGAGUUAUCGCACCUGACUCAAAUACUACUCUUCAAGUGGAGUCAUAUUUGGCAAGGCAGUAGGUUAUAUCUGCCGAUCACUGCACAAACAGAUAAACUACGAUUAGUACCUGCAUGGUUGUACGACGUAACAAUGUCACGCAACGCCAACGUUUCUUACCUUAUGACCCGAUUUUUCAACAAACUUUGA